AUGCUAAUUAAUGCUUUACAUAUACUAAUUUAAUUGAAAAAAUAAUUAAAAGAAAAAGAUAUAAAGAAUAUUUAAACAAUAUUAUAUAAAUAAAUCAAAAACCCAAGCUCAAAAUCAACAAAAUUCAAUUCUAAAAAUCUUAAAGUAGAUCAAAAUCCUAAUCAACAAAAAGGAGUAAAAAAUUUGGUUAAAAAAAUAAUUGACAAAAUGGAAGAUAAAUUGAUUGUAAAAGAUUUGAGCGAUCAAAAAAGCUAAAUUUCAUAGCUUUCAAAUGGCAAAAAGGUUGACCUUGAGAGCAAGUGGUUGCAUGCAUUGGUCCAUACUCUCACAAUGAGUGGUUAUUUCCAUGCAGUUGCUUUCAAUCUUUUAACUUAGCUCAUGGUUUAUGCAGAUACUGUUAAUCAUAUGUAUCUAUUUUGUUUAGGAACAGUAUUUGGACUAGGAAUGGCAUUUGGUUUGUCUUAAAAUAUGAAUAAACGUAAAAUUAUUGUCUUUGCUGACUUUGUUUAUGCUAUUGGUAUCGGUGCGGCAUUUUUAACAUAUAGCUAUUAUAUGAUAUGCUCUGUAUUCUUAGGACUUUCAGUCAGUGUAUGUAUCUUUGCAUUGCUUCUUGAUAUUAAGGAAUUUGUCCCUCACUCAAGCUACUUGGCUAAACACAUGAGUAUAUAUUAAGUUUAUUACUGCAUAGGUCUAUUAGUUAGUUAGUUAACAUAAAUUAAUCUUAAUAGCAUUUAUAACUCUUCAUCUGGUGCUUUUAAUGCUAAGGAAUUUGGCAAUGGAUAACUUGCUUUCUUAAUCGUAACACUUUGCUUAGUUGUAAUCAGAGGAAUAGUUUUGAUGACUGUAUUUAGAAUCUCUACUCCAUUUGAAAUCAUCAGAUUCUAAUAACCUAGAGAUAAAUUCCUUACAAGUGUUCAUAAGCUUUACAGUGUUCACGACGAGUAAUCUAUACGUUCCUAGGUUGUCUAGAAAUAUAACUAGUCAUACAUCAUGCCUGAAAAUAAAUCUAAUCCUAAAUUUUGGAAAGAGGUCUUUGAAGGCUUUUUACUUAAUUUCUUUGCAUAAACUUCUGGAUGUUAGAUAUUUAUGAAUACCCAAUAAAUAACUAUUGGUAAUGAAAAUUUAUAAAGCUUAUCAAAUUGGUUGCUUCUUGUGAUCGGUUUAUGUGGAUUAGUUGGAUCAGUCGUUGCUUUCUUUAUUGUUAAUAGAUAUACUCGUAUCAGAUGGGCUUAAAUAGGUUUGAUUUCUACAAUUAUUUGCUAAGGUUUGUUAGCUGUUUUCACUAAAAAUAAUAUUGAUACUUUUGGUAUUUUCUGUGCCUUCCACUUAUUAAUUAAUAUUUGCUUUUUAUAAGCUAUUUACUCUUUCUGUGCUUAGAAGUUCCUUGAAAAGGGUCUCGUCAUAUGUCAUUUUGGUUUAUGGCUUGGUUUCUUCGUUUCUAUCAUAGUAUUUUACUAUGGAUUUAUCUAAAUGGAUACUUACAGUCCAGUUAGUUUUAUUGUUUUCAGUGCUACUUCUUUUGUUGGUUUAGUGUUUAUCAGUUUUUAUGCUGAAGAACCAGCUGAAUGCCGCUAUCUUGAAUCUGAAUAGAAAAAAGUUCCUUUUGAACCUGAUAUUUCUGUUAACGGAGAUAAUAAGAGUUAACGUAGUGGAUUUUGA
Messenger RNA from Tetrahymena thermophila SB210, 1659 nucleotides. Its product is annotated as transmembrane protein, putative. Lineage: Eukaryota; Ciliophora; Oligohymenophorea; Hymenostomatida; Tetrahymenidae. The transcript has 3 exons. The record is from RefSeq and is a predicted model, not a curated record.